AUGCUGCUCCCCGUCUCUCUCUUUGCCCUCGUCCAGUCCUUCGUCCUACUUGCCGAGGCACAGCAGCAGCAGCUCGCUCUUGAUACCGUCCGAGACUUCAACUCCUCCAGCCUCCCCUCCCCACCCACAUUCUUCAUUUCUCCUUCUUCCGACUUCCGCCAUGUCUCUGUUGGCCUCUGCGCUUCCUCUGCCGGCGCACCGCGCUUCUUUGUCUCCAACGACUCCUCCAUUACCCACCCAGGCCCAGACAACGUGGACGGCAAAUCCGUGAUUGAGAUCUCCGUUGGGCCGGAAGGGUACGGAAGUUUUGCAGGCUUCUUCCCAAGGGGAGGCUUCUUUGCCAUCCAGGCCGGGAGCGUAAACACCCCAUUCGAGAUCCUCCUCAGCGCAGCCAACAGCACCAACCCCUUGUCUCCGUUCGCAAGCGAGACGACCGCGAAUCAAGCGAUCGUCUUCUCUCCAUCGUUUGACCCCCUCGACCCCCUCGAGCCCUCUUAUCCCAAUUACACCCUCCCCAGUGCGAACCUUACCCAAGGUAAUGCCCCCUCGCCCCCCAAGAAUUACACCCUUGUCUACGUCCCUACCGCCAACUCUCCCCUUGCCUCCGUCCUUCGCACAAACUGUGCUAUCCGCUCCGCCGCCCAGCAAUCAAACAGCGGCGCGAAAAUCUUGAGCUCCAAUUCCGCCACCCUUUGGCUGCGCGACGAUCAGGGCUGGAGAUGGGAAUGGUUCCUGGGCGGGAGCGAGGGAGGGCUUACGCCCAAGACCAACUAUACCAUGUACACCCUCCAGGACGGCACGAUAGCCGCUUCGAAGCCGGUCAUGUUCCUCACGAAGUCUGCCUCGUUCGCGUGCGCGCUCGUCCACCAACUGCCAUACUGCCCCGCCGUCGCCUACGCCGUCCCGUUGGCCGUCCCUCGUCCCCCGCAGGUCGCAUACACCGCCUCCACCCUCCCCUCUCCCGUCGGCGAGACGAUCGUCUCCGGCAUGUCCAACUUCACCUCCACGCUCACCACCCUCGCCUGCGGCCGCGACGACUACUCCCCGCUCGUGACCUGCGCCGACUGCCAGGCCGCGUACCGCACCUGGCUCUGCACCGUCUCCUUCCCGCGCUGCGGCGAGUCCAACCCGACCAGCCCGACGCCCCCCGGCGCGAGCCCCUCCACGGCCCUGUUGGGGGGCUCGAGCGCGCAGCAGGUGCUGCUGCCCGCCGUGCCCGCGCUGAAGACGGUGAACGCGAGCGCGGCGGCGCGGAACCCGGCGCUGCCCGCGUUCGGGGAGGCGUACGAGGUGCUGCUGCCGUGCCUGGAGGUGUGCAACGCCGCGGACCGCGCGUGCCCCGUGUUCCUCGGGUUCAAGUGCCCGCUGCCGGCGUUCACCGCGAGCGACAGCUACGCGGUCGGGUACGUCGACUCGGGGCGGGAGGGCGAGGUCGGGGGCGGUGCGACCGGCGGCGCGUGGGACGAGUUCGGGAACGUGUGGUGCAACGGGCCGUGA
This is a messenger RNA of Epithele typhae, 1497 nucleotides long. RefSeq names its product stretch-activated Ca2+-permeable channel component-domain-containing protein. The record is from RefSeq and is a predicted model, not a curated record. Lineage: Eukaryota; Fungi; Basidiomycota; Agaricomycetes; Polyporales; Epitheliaceae. Gene Ontology annotation, biological process: calcium ion import across plasma membrane. The transcript has 3 exons. Gene Ontology annotation, molecular function: calcium channel activity. The coding region runs from base 1 to 1497 and encodes 498 amino acids.